Messenger RNA from Haemonchus placei, 3360 nucleotides. The record is from the annotation of a GenBank genome assembly. NCBI's taxonomy places the organism in Eukaryota, Metazoa, Nematoda, Chromadorea, Rhabditida, Trichostrongylidae.
AUGGAUUCGUUUAAUAUGCUUCUGAAGCAGGUGGAAGCGUGGGAGAGUUACAUGCCGCUGAAAGUAAAGGAGAAAGCCCAAAAAGCUGUGACGCAGAUCCUUGCAGAUGGUACCCUAGCCGCUGAGGAAGAUAUGCUCCGCCUAUAUCGGAUAAUGGCGAAGCACAGCAGAAGGAUGGGAGCGUCGAAGGUCUUCGAAAAAGUCGAAGAACAAGGCCGUUUUAGCCGUUCGCUCAAAUUUCACCUUUUGUGGGCAGAAACUUAUGCACAAAGCGGUAACCUGGACCAGUUCACGCAUGUGCUGAGCCUGGCUAAGAGCCGGCUUCCUGGUCUCUCUCAACUUGAGCUGGAAGCGGGAUUCAGGGACUUCGCCGACCAGUAUUUCCCUAACAGUAACCUCUUUAACGACGACGAAGAAACAAUGGCUGUGUUCAAUGUUCAGAAAGUGGCCGAUCCUAAAGCGAAAAGAAAUCGACGUCGAUCAUCCCUUGCGGCUUUCGAAGCUCGCGCUAAGGAUAACCUUAAAACAGUCGACGGUCUUGCAGUUGCAAACUUUGGACCAAAGACUCGUACGAAGCUGAGAAUUGAGCUUGUGGACCGCCACUAUGAUGGCUAUCUCGCACCAUCUAUAGAAGAAUUGAGGGCGGCGAUGAUUGCUGAUCAACAACUGGAAAAGGACGAUGAUCUUCUUGUGGUGCCAAUGGAUAUUACAAUGAGUUACGCCCAAGAGGCGCCUGCUUCCUCACAUCAACUCGUGCAUGCGUCUGACGUGAAGGAGCUUGGUAAACGUAAUCGAGUUCUCGAGACCGUUGAGGAGGUUGAGUCAGACUUUUCAAACGAGGAUAAGCGGCGCCGAAUGUUUUCACCCGCUGCGCCGGUUCGCGGCAGUGUUUUAGAGAAACAGCAAAAGUCGUCGUCGCAGCAUCUCAAGUCAUCUACUCGAACCCCUGCCUCAUCUACUUUUGUUAUCGGCUCUUCAUUCACUGAGAAAGCCUACAAUGACAUGAAGGCAAUGCUUUCCGAUACUGUAGACAUCAACAAAGCUGAGGGCUUACCCGGUAUAACUGAUGAGACCACUCUGCCUGUUACUGCUCCAGCUAUUGAAGCUUUCGAGGUUUUCAUUGACAAAGAUGAGUCUCAGCAUCCGUACGCUCGGACUCAAGAUGAAAACUUGCCGUCUAAUCCUGCCACUUGUGCUCGUGCUGAAACAGAACGAGCACCUCUUCAGCACAUCCCGAUACAAGAUGCUGAUGGAGAUUUCGGGAAAGCAACUGAAAGCAAGAAAAAAAAUGUUCAUGAGGAAAUGCGUUACUGCGAAGAACUGCUCAAACCCCGUAGACCUCUACUGAUUGAAGACGAGGAGACCAUGGCUGGAGCGAAGUUUUCUUCUUUGGGAAUCGAUAAGAAGCCUGAUCGUGGAAUUGUAACGUCGACGCCGGCUCAUCAAAUGUUUCAUCCUCCUACUCAUGAAGAUUUCUUUGCUCCUCUUAACGAGCAAUUGAAAGAGCAGGCGAAGAAGGAGGAGGAUGAAGAGGAGAUCUACGCUAGAUCGGCCUUCAUGCGACGUCGGUCUACGGCACCUUCGAAAUCUGUGAAACCGGAAGCGAAGCCGGUUCAACUGCCAAGAACGGUCCAGGCUGCCGAGCGGUCAAUGGAGUUAGCGCUGGAUAAAAUGAACCUGGGUGAAUCUCCAGGAAACGAUUUGGGAAGUGGGGACGGUCUCUGUGAUGCGCACAACAGAACUGGUGUCGGACUUGUUAUGGAAGCUGUUACAAGUGAAAUCAAUCCGUGGGACAGAAACCUUCGUAUGGAAAUACUUAGGCGAAACGAUUUGGGAAGUGGGGACGGUCUCUGUGAUGCGCACAACAGAACUGGUGUCGGACUUGUUAUGGAAGCUGUCACAAGUGAAAUCAAUCCGUGGGAUAGAAACCUUCGUAUGGAAAUACUUAGGCGCUCUCGCACUCCAUGCUAUCAGCACAAUUUCGAUACACCCUGUUUACGUAUUUCUGCUGGAAAAACCAUGAAUUUUGGUGGAGAGGCAUUUUAUAUUGAGACGUUGAUCGGUCAGGGAGGAUUUGCAAAGUACGAAGUUCCUUCCUGCCCUUGGGAAAUUUAUAUAUGUUCUGAAGUGAAAUUACGUCUUGGUCAUAACAAACAGUUCACCUUGGAUAGCGUAAUGCAGGUCACUGAUGCCUAUGUUUUCACUAAUGCAUCGGUUCUUUUCAAUGAAUACCAUCCGUUGGGCACCCUUCUAGAUCUUUCGAACAAGUUGAAAGACCCGAGCUGGUAUAUAAUACUAUUGAUCGCUAUACAAAUGGCUAAAAUACUUCGUGACGUCCAUGGCACUAGAAUUAUUCAUGGAGAUGUGAAGCCUGACAAUUUUAUGAUCCUCAACAAAUUGGAUGAUAGCUGCGUCGAUAAGAGCCGUAUUUUGUCCACUCCAAUUCUGAAGCUCAUUGAUUGGGGACGUGCGAUCGACAUGGAAGCACUGCGAGGUCAAACCUUCAGUGGAAGGGCGGGCACUGACAAAUUCGACUGCUCUGAAAUGCUGGAUGGUCGCCCGUGGACAUACCAAACUGACUACUUUGGCUUCGUUGGAACUUUGUACGUGCUAAUAUUCAAUAAGUAUGCUGAAGUUAGGAAAGAAGGUGAAGUGUUCAAGGUGCAGUGCACGAUGAAAAGGCGGCUUCCAGUUCGUCCACUCCUCGAACGUGUCUUCCACGAAUUCCUCAACAUCCCUAGUUGCGAUAAUCUGCCCAGUUGGGAUAACGCCAUUAAGGCAAGCCAUCAAGGUGAGCGGUUCGGGUUUGCUCUAAAGUAUGCCGGUGAAAGACCGAUUAUCCAGUCUAAAGCGCCCGUUGGCAAUGAGGAAAUACAGGUGAUGAGCUCGCUGAUCAGUGAAAUGGAGCAGCAGACAACAGACGAGUUCCUUCGUCGAGUGUCAAGUUUACGAGAAGUGGUCGGGGAAAUGAACGGCGGUUUAGAGCUCAUCCGUCAGAUGCACAAUCUCCUGAAAUACUCGACUGACAGUCCUGACAGAGCUCGACUUCGCUUACUUUACGAUGAGCUGUCACGUGUGUUUAAGCAAUUUUCUGACGACCUCGAUGCAGUCGUGAAAACUGUCAACGGCCUACAUGAUGAGAUCACUGCAUCCGCAGAGCCAAAGUCGGCCCACUACCGAAUGAGGAAAGAUCAGUUGGACAGUCUACGCACAUCGCUUCACUCAUUGAUCCUGCAAUUCAGAGAAGAGGAAGUCCCUUUUGAACAGGAAACCAAGCCAGAUGUAGAGAAACAACUGAGUAAGUACAUCAUGUGGAAGAUCCGUGAACAACUUAAUGAAGCUAUUUCAAUAAUGGCUUGA